Pseudogymnoascus verrucosus is the source of this 907-nucleotide messenger RNA. RefSeq lists its product as uncharacterized. The record is from RefSeq and is a predicted model, not a curated record. The coding region runs from base 305 to 907 and encodes 200 amino acids. Lineage: Eukaryota; Fungi; Ascomycota; Leotiomycetes; Thelebolales; Thelebolaceae. The transcript has 2 exons.
CCCCAAGCCAAGGGCAAAGCUGACAAGGCGUGCGGUGUGUAUCACUAAAAAGAGCGUGGGAUCCCCGUUUUGCUGAGAAGCCAGCACAUACCUACAUACUCCACCCUUUUGCAUCGAAUUAUAUCCAAACGGCGCAUUACGACCUCAUCUUUCGGCCUACCUACCCAACGAGGAGUGAAGACAAGCACUGUUGUUGUUGUUGCCUGACGCCCCACUUGCGCCAACGAUUCGACACGGACAAGCUGCACAGCAUCGCACAGCGACCAAACAGACGACGUUUAACGAAUAACCAACAAGCGCAAAAAUGGGCUGGUUCGACGGCGCCUCAGAGGUAGCAUCCUCCUACAUCCUCGACGGCUACGGCUACGGCGGCCGCGCAGCGAGUCCGAGCCGCAGUAGUCGCCAUGGAGGGCACAAGAAACAUAAGUCGCAUAAGUCGAAGACGGAGACGGGGAGUGCGUUUGGGGAUUGGGCGGCGGGGGUGAGUGGUGGGGGGGUGCCGAGGGGGGGAAAUAGGAGUACAACGAGUUUUUUUAGUGUUGGAUCCGGCGCACGCUCAGCAACAUCCUCCUACCGCCGCUCCCCCCGCCGCGGCCUCCUUUCCAGGACUUACUCCCGGCUCCGCCACCUCCUCCGCAAACUCCUCCAUUUCCUCAAAACCCACCCCCUAAAAGUAUUCAUGCUCGUCAUUAUGCCCCUCAUCACCGGUGGCGCUUUGACGGGGCUGCUCGCGAGGUUUGGGAUUAGACUUCCUGCGGGGUUGGGGAAGUUGGCGAAGAUGGCGGGGGUGGGUGGUGGUGGGGGAGGGGUGAAGGGGGGGAGAGGGGGGUUGGAGGCGUUGGGAGGGGUGGGGGGGAUGAUGGAUGGGUUGGGGGGGGUGAUGAGUGUGGCGAAGUUGUUUAUUUGA